Messenger RNA from Solenopsis invicta (red fire ant), 4336 nucleotides. RefSeq names its product anillin. The record is from RefSeq and is a predicted model, not a curated record. Gene Ontology annotation, biological process: septin ring organization; actomyosin contractile ring assembly; mitotic cytokinesis. Lineage: Eukaryota; Metazoa; Arthropoda; Insecta; Hymenoptera; Formicidae. The coding region runs from base 298 to 3864 and encodes 1188 amino acids. Gene Ontology annotation, cellular component: actomyosin contractile ring. The transcript is spliced from 18 exons.
CCCCUUGCCACCCUCACUCACACUACAACCGCACGUUUCCUCUUCCCUUUGCCCCACCCGUGCGUCCUUCCCAUUUCCUCCCCACUCCCUGCCAGUAUGGCGCCCGUGUUUAAAUUCAACGGUCAGAAAUAAGGAUACUCCCGUUGUGUUCCAGAGCUUUUCAGAGUGAUCGUUCCGUACAUUCGUUCGGUGUCUUUCCCAAGGGUCGUAUCUUUUUGGUACAGGUCAGCGGUGACAAUUUCGUGAGAGAAUCCUCGGAAGAUCCUCUGAAGGAGACGUUACAGCCGUUCGUCAAACAUGCCAGGAACAAUGGAGCCCUUCAUCCAGCGUAUGUUGGAGCGUGCCAAAGCAAGGAGGGAGAAAUUGGAUGAGCAGUUGUCCAAUGCAGGACACAACAUUAACACAAGACGAAGUCCUUUAAAAAAUACAAAUGCUUUGAUAGAACAGGCCACAGCAGCAGCUGCUGCAACAGCAAAUGAAAGUCCAACCAAAUCACCAAUCAAAGUGACUGCAGUUAGUGCACUCCCUACCAAAUCUCCUCGCAAAUCUCCAUUAUCUAAGAAUACAAUGUCUGAGAAUGCACAAGACAAUAAGGAGAAUGGUCAAUUUGAAACGUAUAAUGCUCGAUCCAAGUUGCAUAGACUUGGAAAAUUGUAUUCUGAUGAUAGCAAUCUUGGGUUAAGUUCACCUAUACACAGGACAGAGGAGAAAUUUACCGCUGAAGAAAAUGUGGAACACAAACCAGUCAGAAGAGGCGCUAGACUGGAUAGAUUAGCAGCUUUGGCUUCUACAAUCAAUAAUUGGGAGGAUGAUUUAUCUCAUCCGACAUUAACUACUUCUAAAACCAAGCCAGGAGGUAGCAAAGCAGAAAAGAUUCAGGCAAAAUUUAACGAACAAGUUAAAAGUGGAUUAGAAUCACAACCGAGUACAAGUGGCAAAGGAACUGCCAAUAAUGGAAGGAAGAGCAAAGAUUCAAGUCCAGUUAAACAAUUAAAAUGGGAUAAAACCGUAUUGGAGAAUUUGGAGGCUCAAGGCUUUAGUCGUACAAAAAGCAAUUCUCGUCUCGUGUAUGACUAUAAGCAUUGUUCCCAGGAAUCAAACGCCGUUACACGUUUAUCACCUAACAAGUUUACGAGCACUACUGCUCAGCAAGCGGAAAAGAAAGGAAUUACGCCUGUUAAAUCUGAUGCUUCACCGAUAAGAAAGAAAAUGGAAAGUGAUGCUGGUGUGAUUGCAAGUCCGCCUAACUCCUCUAAAAGCAACGACAGUAAAAUUUCAAAUACUCCUGAAAAUGUUAAAAGCGCGAAUACUACUAGCAGUUCUCGAUUACCGUCGAGAACUCUGUUUAACGGCUCACCAAAGACUUUGGUCCAACCAUCAGGUUCCGUAUUAAGUAAAGCUUCGAUGUUUGAAGCUAAAAACACGGAGACAAAGGCGAAGGAUCCAGCACAAAUGUCUCUCGCCGAAAGAAUGGCGUUUUUCGAACGAAAUAAAGGAGAAGCGUUAAUCCCGAAAGCGCCACUUACAAUGUCGAUACCGCCUAAAAAAUUACAAGAAAAGGACAAGCAACUAGGAUCUAAUGCGGAGUCAUCUCCAAGAAACGACGUUCCGAGCAGAACAGUUCAUGAACAACGUGCGUUGUUCGAGCAAGGCAAUAAAAAUAAAGUAGAGGAAAUGGAGAGUCACAUUUUACAAGUUACUCACGCCGAGAGACAGCGCGAAUUGAACAUGUUACGCUCACGGUUUAAUUCUAAUAAGGAAAUUGCUCGUACUGCCGCUAGAUCUUGCGUUCGAACGAGCGAAAGCAGCGAAGGGGGUGGUAAACCAUCCUCGCCAAAGAAUUCGCCUGUUUGCCCAGUGAAACCAACUCCUGCUCCUGAUCAUAUUGCCCUGCCUCCGCCGCCACCGCCACUACCACAUCCAGAAAUCAUAUCAUAUCACAGUAAAUCUUCUGUGAAAAGACAAGGUAUCGGAAGUCCACCCAAAGUUCAACAUUUCAAUACAACAUCUGACAUCAAACGUAUCCGCGUAUGUCCUCCGAAACAAGGAUCCCUUUAUCCAAAUCUGUCUGAUAUUGACGUUACUGAAAGCGAAAGUGAUACAGAAUUCACUGUUGAUAGUAGUGAACCUGUAACAGCUACUCUCGACGAGAAUACUGAAACCGAGACAGCCUCUGAAGCGGAUUAUUAUGUUCGACAUGAUGAAACUGAUCAGGAAACUGAAACUGAAAGUGAAAGUGAACAAAAUUCAACUGUCGGGCGUACGAGUUUUGGACGUAGUAUCUUACAUGAACUCGACGAGCGUUCUAUGUUUAAUAAAAAGAGAUGUAUAGAACCGGAUCCAGACAGCACAACAACAGACAUUUCAGUACUCGAUGAAAUGGAUCAAUAUUUAGAUGAAUGUCUCGAUGAAGAAUUAGAUAAUGAUGUAAGAGAAGAAGGUCCAACACCACCUAAAGUAAAUAGAGGUGGCGAACAGUCGAUUGCAUACAAUAAAUAUCGUUCGCCUUUAAAAGAUUCAGAUAAACUAGAGGAUGGUAGCAAACGUACACCAUUGGUACGCACUGUUAGUGCGUAUAGACGACAACAAUCUCAAUUGGCUAAGCUUAAUUCAGCGACGAGACACGAAUCGAGUUCAGCGUCUGCAGAAAAACAUGAGAACGAAACCGUAUUAGUUGAGCUCAAAGUGAAGAAGUUGUUAGAUGAAGUAUCAACGCAACAAAAAAAGAUAGAGGAAGCCAGCAAGGCUUUAAAUUUAUGCCACUCCACGGUGGAAUUUAACGGCAGCAGUGAGCACGUCGGAGGGGAAUGGGCUCUACUCAUUGCUACGCAUAAACGCAAAGCUGCACUCAAUGAAGUGCAAAGAUUAAAAAGAGAAGGUACUCUGAGACCUGCCAAGGCAGGCUCAGCCGAAGUGCAAGGAAGUGGUUCGUUGACUAUUUCGGCUAUUACAUUACCGCUCAGACAGGAAUAUUUCCGAAACAUGGGCAUGAAUACGUAUCUUCAUUGCACAUGCCUUAUAUAUUACCUAGGAGAGGUAGUCGCUACUCAAGCGGCGACCGCCGAACCAGGCGAUGCCUGCAUUUGCUUCACUUCGAUGCUGAAGCUUGAAGAUUUGCACAGCGAUUUCAAACUUCAAGUCGAAGUAUACACCUUACAAACCCAGCCAAAGUAUUUGCCACAUGAAAAGAAAUAUCAUAUCAAUUAUAAUGCAAAAGCGGUCAAUAAGACACCAAAGAAAAAAAAUCAGUUUGUAAUGCCGAAUAUACAGAGUCCAGCAGGUCCAAACGCAAUCAGGUCACCUGCUUUCGAAUUAUCUGGGACUACGACUAUUACUCUAAAUGACAUAAAUCGCGACCAAUUUACUCUACUAUGCGGGAUGUCGUCACAUUCUCCUCUGGAAGGACAUCUGCGAAUGCGUAUAUUGCGUAAACUUUCAGUAUCAGUGGAACAUCGCGGAUUUUUGACGAUCUUUGAGGAUAUUACGAACUUGGGUGCUUGGCGUCGAACAUGGUGUUGGCUUAAAGAUGCGAAACUCUACUAUUGGGUACACCCUGAAGACGAACACAAGAGAGAUCCAAUAGGACAGAUUGACUUGGAAGGUGUAAUUACAAAGUAUGUACAAUUUGUAAAUCGAGAAAAAUAUGCUCGUCCGUUCACAUUUUUACUCGAAGUAUCGAGACCUGCACAACCUGGUGACACUAAUAAUCUGAUUAUGAAGACAAAUGGAACUAAAACUAUAAUUGAAUACUUUUUAUUAGCUGACACGAAAGAAGAAGGAUUACAAUGGAUGGCGAAAUUAAAUAAAACUUUAAACCUAAUCAGAGCAUGGGGACCAAAUAGAAAUUUAGUUUACAAGACUUAAAAUAAGUAUAAAUCGGUUUUACAAGAAACGUAUUUAUUUACGUUCAUGUUGAUUUGUGAUAGGAGUCAUACGUAUUAUAAUUAAGUCUCCAUAUAAGUAACAUAUAUUGUGGUAAAGCAAAUUAGAUUUUUCUUUGUUUUAUUGUGGUAAAGCUUUUUAAAUCAUUUGUGGAAGAAUCAUGCGUAUGCAUAAUACGUGAUGCAUCGCUCAUCGGAAUAUAUAAGAUUAAAUAUAUGAUUUAAUGAUUUAAAUCGUAUAUAUUUAAUCUUAUAUAUUCCGAUGAACGAUACAUCGCGUAUUCGUGCAUACGUAUGAUUCCUAUCACAAGAAAUUUGUAUAUAGGCUAAUCGUAGGAAAUUAGUAUUUACUAAUGUAUGUACUAAUAUUAUUUAAGAGAUAUUUAUAUAUGUAAAAUUACGAGUUUAUACAUUAAUAUUAGCAAUAAUAUUAUUAACAAUAAUAAUUAAAUAUA